Molecule: messenger RNA, 2684 nt
Organism: Phycodurus eques (leafy seadragon)
Lineage: Eukaryota; Metazoa; Chordata; Actinopteri; Syngnathiformes; Syngnathidae
Gene: pklr
Product: pyruvate kinase L/R
Exons: 13
Coding region: 276-1889 (537 amino acids)
Biological process (GO): glycolytic process
Cellular component (GO): cytoplasm
Molecular function (GO): magnesium ion binding; potassium ion binding; pyruvate kinase activity
Source: RefSeq, a predicted model, not a curated record
CGCUAAAGAUGAGCCAGCCUGCUCAUUCUUUCCUGCUCGUGCCGCUUGUCAGCUUUCAUUUAUGGCCUGCGACUGCCUGCGUCCUACAGUGGAGGUUCAGAGGGUCAAUGAAAGAGGCAGGUGGAGGCGUGGUCAUGUGACUUCCAUUAUGACAAGUGUGUGAGCUGAGUAGACGCAAGCAGAAAGGCAGAGGAGACGUUUAGAAAACAUCCACUCUACAAUCAUAUUUAGAAUUGAAAAAUCAACUAAAGCCAUAAGAGGCUUGGUGGUGUAAAAUGGCUCGCAUCCGACGCUACUCGGAGGCCAUGACGCUGCCCGACUCUUUCAUCCAGCACCAGCAGCUGGACGCCAGCAUGGCCGACACCUUCCUGGAGCACCUGUGUCUUCUGGACAUCGACCAGGAGCCCAUCACGGCGCGCAACACCAGCAUCGUGUGCACCAUCGGUCCUGCUUCCCGAUCCAUUCCCAAACUCCAGGAGAUGGUGAAAGCCGGGAUGAACAUCGCACGGUUGAAUUUCUCUCAUGGUUCACACGAGUACCACGGGGAAACCAUCAAGAACAUCCGCGAGGCCGUGGAGACGAUCACGUCUGACCCAUUGUACUAUCGUCCCGUGGCCAUCGCUUUGGAUACCAAAGGACCAGAGAUCCGCACUGGAUUAGUGAACGGGAAAGUGGAGGAGGAGGUGAAGCUGGAAAAGGGCAGCCAUGUCCGUGUGGUGACGGCUCAGAGUGACAAAGACGCCACAGAUGGGAAGACCAUCUGGGUGGACUAUCCCAGCCUACCGCAGGUCCUGAAGAGGGGUGGCAAAAUCUACAUCGAUGACGGCCUCAUUGGACUUAAAGUUCUGGAAACGGGUCCAGACUGGGUGGACACGGUGGUGGAGGCCAACGGCGUGCUGUGCAGCCGCAAAGGCGUCAACCUGCCCGACUGCGACCUGAUCGGCAUGAAGGCGGUCAGCGAGCAGGACGAGGCCGACUUGAAGUUCGGCGUGGCGCAGGGCGUGGACAUAGUGUUCGCCAGCUUCAUCCGUUCGGCGCAGGAUGUCCGGGAUGUGAGGCGAGCCUUGGGGCUGCACGGGAGGGACAUCAAGGUGAUCAGCAAGGUGGAGAGUCGCCAAGGAGUCCAGAACAUUGAGGAGAUCUUGGCGGAAAGCGACGGCGUCAUGGUCGCCAGGGGCGACCUGGGCAUCGAGAUCCCCGCCGAGAAAGUCUUCAUCGCCCAGAAGAUGAUGAUUGGCCGCUGCAACUCGGCUGGCAAGCCUGUCAUCUGUGCCACGCAGAUGCUGGAGAGCAUGGUGUCCCACCCGCGGCCCACCCGAGCAGAGAGCAGUGACGUUGCCAACGCCGUGCUGGACGGAGCCGACUGCGUUAUGUUAUCUGGCGAGACCGCCAAGGGCCUGUUUCCCGUGAAGGCAGUCGCCAUGAUGCACUCGAUCUGCAGAGAGGCAGAGGCGGCCAUUUUCCACCAGCAGCUAUUUGAGGAGUUGCGCCGCCUGACUCCUCUGUCCUCCGACCCCACAGAGGUCACGGCCAUUGGGGCCGUGGAGUCCUCCUUUAAGUGCUGCGCCGGUGCCAUCAUAGUCCUCACCACUAGCGGCAGGUCGGCACACCUCCUGUCCAGGUACCGACCCCGUUGUCCAAUCAUUGCAGUCACCAGGAGCCCACAGGUGGCACGCCAGUCACAGCUGCUCCGAGGAGUCUUCCCUGUCAUCUUCCACCCUCUGCCUGCGCCCGUCUGGGCGGACGAUGUCGACAACCGGGUGAACUUUGGCAUGGACAUAGGGAAGGCGAGAGGAUUCUUCAAAGAGGGCGACAUGGUAAUUGUGGUGACCGGCUGGAUCCCGGGCUCCGGUCACACCAACAUCAUGAGGGCCGUCAACGUCACAUAACCAUCAACAGCUCACCUAAAUACUUACUGUCUUCAGUGAGCACCUGUUUAACAUCACUCUCUGAACACUAUUACAAUUCACACCAGUGUCACGUGUUAAGGUUGCUAACAUAUUCCCACUCAUACAUAUGUCACAUCUAUGUUUUAAUAGCAAUGACUCCCUAUCAAACAAAUAAAACUUGAAACAGUCUUAAGGUAACUUCUCCUCUUGUGCUCGUGAUGGGAAUGAAAUUCCUCCUUUUGGCUGUCCACUCUCACAUUCUCAGUUACAUGUGAAUGAUGAAUGUGAAUACAGCCGGAGCAUAUCAUUAUAGAUGCUCUUUAUGGACUUUACCUUUUUAUUCCAGUCACAUAGGCUUCCUCUCCGGUGGAGCAGUUCUUUUGUUUAAUUUUCACGAGUGCAGACAGGAGAGAUGACUUGUGGUCUUUUGUCCAAUGAGAUGACCCAGAUGCCCGCAACUGCACACUCUUCUGCCAUAAAGUCAUUACACAGUCCUUCCAUUCACUCCUCCUUAGACUGGCUUCUCAGACAUAUAUAUGUGAGUCCGGGGACAUUGGGUGGAUUGUACAUCUGUCAAAGACACUUAAAUCACUGAAGUAGUCGACCAUUUAAAAAAAGAAAAAAGAAAAAAUUAACAAUACUUGUUCUAACAAAACCUCAUUUGACGUAAUUAAUAUCACAGAAUGUUGGGCCAGGUGAACGAAUACCAAAAAAAGCCACUCAAUCAGAUUGCUCUGAUGUCAUCAUAGCAUGUUUGCAUAGCACCUGGAAAUUGAUUUGACAUGCUGUGCUGUU